AUGGGUUGCUGUACGAGCACCACCAGAAGCCAACCGGAGCAAAAAACCGGGUUGUUCCAGCAGAAAUUCCAGGAGAAGUCUCCGGUUCCGGUUUCCGACCAGUCUCAUGUCAGAGAUGACAGGUCUCCACCACAACCCCCAGUAGAGGAAGAAUUCGUCAAAGAGGUCCUUUCCGAAACACCCGUUGUCUCCAAGCGGCAAAACCCAAUUCCAGCAGAGGAGAAAGAGACCCAAUUUCCCAUUGAAACUAAGGGUCUGUGUCUGAUUCACGAAGCAGAAAGGGAGGAGGUGUCUGAAUUCUCUCAGAUAUCAGAGAGUUUCUCCUUAUCGACUACCACCACCACUACUAUCACAGACAAGAAAGAAGAAGACGAGGCAAUUAGUAAGAGGAGCAUAGAAAUGGGUCAAAAUGUGCUUCAAAGAGCUCAAACGAGGGGCCCCAGAAAGCGUCCAAACACCACCGAUCUCGCCAGCCGGAGAGUUAUCCCGACGAAGGGAUCGAGUGAGGUUAGAACCAGGAGGCUUGACGUAAGGACAGCCGGAGCACGUAGAAAUCCAGGCGAGGGUCCCGGCCGGAGGUCGAGGUCACCGGCGACGAGGACAACGAGUGGAGUGGGGAGGAGUCCGGGGAAGGGGACGGGAAGAACCUGUGGCCAGUCACUGGAAUCAGGGGUGCAGAGUAAGCAGGACACUGGUGCUGAAGAGGAGUUAAAGGAGGGCAAUUUGCAGCUGGGGAAUGAGUCCCUCGAGAACCCACUAGUUUCGUUAGAGUGCUUCAUCUUUCUGUAG
Carya illinoinensis is the source of this 789-nucleotide messenger RNA. RefSeq lists its product as uncharacterized. Lineage: Eukaryota; Viridiplantae; Streptophyta; Magnoliopsida; Fagales; Juglandaceae. The record is from RefSeq and is a predicted model, not a curated record. The coding region runs from base 1 to 789 and encodes 262 amino acids. The transcript has a single exon.